Dermatophagoides pteronyssinus (European house dust mite) is the source of this 789-nucleotide messenger RNA. Its product is annotated as putative phospholipid-transporting ATPase 9. The record is from RefSeq and is a predicted model, not a curated record. Lineage: Eukaryota; Metazoa; Arthropoda; Arachnida; Sarcoptiformes; Pyroglyphidae.
AUGCAAAUUCUAGAAGAUUUGGAGUACGACGCGUCUUCACCAGAUGAAAUUGCUUUAAUUAGUGCUGCCAAUCACUUAGGAUUUGAAUUUGUUUGUCGCCCGAUGCUCAACGAAAUCAUGAUAGCCAUCACAAAUGAAAACUUGUUGAAUGUAUUCUUGGUUCAAGAACAGAUUGAUUUUUUAAAUGAGCAGCGGAAGAAAUUUCCGGGAACGAACAGCUAUGUAACAAUUACGUUUCAUCUGUUUGACAUGCUCGAGUUCGACAGUGUUCGAAAAAUGAUGAGCGUUAUUAUUUUGACCAACGAUAGAAACUACCUAAUUUUGACGAAGGGCGCAGACACGAACAUUCUGAAAAACGCCUCUGACCAGAAUGAAAGUGGCGCAUUCGAUUUGUUGAAUGAUACUUUGCAUAAUUUCGCCUGCAGCGGACUGCGUACGCUGGUUUUUGCGUACCGAAUAGUGUCAGAAGAUACUGCAGCUUCGUAUCUGGAGCAGCUCAGUUAUGUGAAGUCGUGCACUUCAGCGCAUCCAAGCGAGUUAGCCGCGAUUAGCUCGCAUAUCGAAUCUGACUUCUUGAUUUUAGGCUGCACCGGUAUAAACGACCGACUGCAAGAUGAUGUUCCACAGACUAUACAGGCCUUUAAAGACGCCGGAAUUAACAUUUGGAUGCUCACGGGAGACAAGGUGGAAACUGCGAUUUCUGUGGCGCAUAGCGCAAACUUGAUGGAUGAAAAAACCUUCAACGUGAUCUUAUCUGAAACAGAUGUAACUUUGCUUAACCAUCAAUAA